Molecule: messenger RNA, 900 nt
Organism: Anneissia japonica
Lineage: Eukaryota; Metazoa; Echinodermata; Crinoidea; Comatulida; Comatulidae
Product: neural cell adhesion molecule L1.1-like
Exons: 6
Biological process (GO): brain development; cell-cell adhesion
Molecular function (GO): cell-cell adhesion mediator activity
Source: RefSeq, a predicted model, not a curated record
CCAAUGGAUGUUACGCAAUAUGGAGGCGAAGGUUUCGCAUACAAAAUUGAAUAUAAGAACACGUCUUCAUCUGUUUGGAUGGAUAAAAUCGUACCAGAGGGUCAAAGUUCAACAACUGUUACGGACACGAAAAUCUACCAGGAAUUCCAAAUUAAAGUCACCGCUAUUAAUGAUUUUGGUGAUGGCCCAGAACCACAAGUGAUUAUUGGAUACUCAGGAGAAGGAACCCCACAAGCUGCUCCUGGAAAUGUCAAUGUCAAUGUGACCUCGCCAAACUCUGCAUUGGUAACCUUCGACCCUGUUCCUGCUGAAUCUCUUCAAGGAAAAUUGAAAUAUUAUAGGGUGUACUACACUGAAUCUGCAGCACAAGUGUCAGGCUCCCUUGAGUCUGUUGAGUGUGUCAAACCAUCUUGUGAGGUCAGCAACCUAAAACCAUCAACAGAUUAUGAACUAUAUGUAGUUGUCGCAAAUGGUAAAAAGGAAGGACCAGCUAGUGAAAGGCAGCGAUUCAGCACUCCUGAAGCUCCUCCCGGUCAACCAUUAAAUUUUGAAAUUGUAAUGCUGUCCAAGAAGAUGAAGCUGUUUUGGGCUCCGGCUACCAGAGGAGGAGAAGUUGACACCUACCAGGUCAAAUAUAGUCCAAAAAUUAAUGAAGUACCAGGAAAUUAUACUACAGUCGAUCUUGGACCAACGCAAGUUGACUGUGUCAUUGAAGGCCUCACACCAGAGACUAUAUACAUCGUGACAAUAAAGGGAUACAAUACAGCCGGAUUUGGGGAACAAGAUCUAAUAGAGGAAGCAACAAGAAAAUCUGGAAUUCCAUCAGUACCAGAGGGAGUUAAGGUCCAACCAGGCAAGGACGAAGCUGUUAUUAGUUGGUCAGACGAUCCAAUAGGACCA